AUGGUGACGGCCCAGCCACCUCGUCACUCACGGCCCAGCCACCUCGUCACGCACGGCCCAGCCACCUCGUCACGCACGGCCCAGCCACCUCAUCACGCACGGCCCAGCCACCUCGUCACGCACGGCCCAGCCACCUCGUCACGCACGGCCCAGCCACCUCGUCACGCACGGCCCAGCCACCUCGUCACGCACGGCCCAGCCACCUCAUCACGCACGGCCCAGCCACCUCGUCACGCACGGCCCAGCCACCUCGUCACGUACGGCCCAGCCACCUCAUCACGCACGCACGGCCCAGCCACCUCGUCACGCACGGCCCAGCUACCUCGUCACGCACGGCCCAGCCACCUCGUCAAACACGGCCCAGCCACCUCGUCACGCACGGCCCAGCCACCUUGUCACGUACGACCUAGCCACCUUGUCACGUACGGCCUAGCCACCUCGUCACGCACGGCCCAGCCACCUCGUCAAACACGGCCCAGCCACCUCGUCAAGCACGGCCCAGCCACCUCAUCACGCACGUCCCAGCCACCAGGUCACGUACGGCCUAGCCACCUCAUCAAACACGGCCCAGCCACCUCGUCAUGCACGGCCCAGCCACCUCGUCACGCAAGGCCUAGCCACCUCGUCAAACACGGCCCAGCCACCUCGUCACGCACGGCCCAGACACCUCAUCACGCAAGGCCCAGCCACCUCGUCACGCACGGCCCAGCCACCUCGUCACGCACGGCCCAGCCACCAGGUCACGUACGGCCUAGCCACCUCAUCAAACACGGCCCAGCCACCUCGUCACGCACGGCCCAGCCACCUCGUCACGCAAGGCCUAGCUACCUCGUCAAACACGGCCCAGCCACCUCGUCACGCACGGCCCAGACACCUCAUCACGCAAGGCCCAGCCACCUCGUCACGCACGGCCCAGCCACCUCGUCACGCACGGCCCAGCCACCUCGUCACGUACGGCCCAGCCACCUCAUCACGCACGCACGGCCCAGCCACCUCGUCAAACACGGCCCAGCCACCUCGUCACGCACGGCCCAGCCACCUCGUCACGUACGACCUAGCCACCUUGUCACGUACGGCCUAGCCACCUCGUCACGCACGGCCCAGCCACCUCGUCAAACACGGCCCAGCCACCUCGUCAAGCACGGCCCAGCCACCUCAUCACGCACGUCCCAGCCACCAGGUCACGUACGGCCUAGCCACCUCAUCAAACACGGCCCAGCCACCUCGUCACGCACGGCCCAGCCACCUCGUCACGCAAGGCCUAGCUACCUCGUCAAACACGGCCCAGCCACCUCGUCACGCACGGCCCAGCCACCUCAUCACGCAAGGCCCAGCCACCUCGUCACGCACAGCCCAGCCACCUCGUCACGCAUGGCCCAGCCACCUCGUCACGCAUGUCCUAGCCACCUCGUCGCGUACGGCCUAGCCACCUCUUCAAACACGCCCAGCCACCUCGUCACACGCGGCCCCACCUGGUCUCGCACCGCACAGCCCCACCUCAUUACGCACGGCCUAGCCACCUCGUCACGAAUGGCCCAUGAAAUUCCUGACCAGUUACUGUACUGA
Molecule: messenger RNA, 1566 nt
Organism: Oncorhynchus kisutch (coho salmon)
Lineage: Eukaryota; Metazoa; Chordata; Actinopteri; Salmoniformes; Salmonidae
Product: extensin-like
Exons: 1
Coding region: 1-1566 (521 amino acids)
Source: RefSeq, a predicted model, not a curated record